Messenger RNA from Fundulus heteroclitus (mummichog), 1711 nucleotides. RefSeq names its product zinc finger and BTB domain-containing protein 14. The coding region runs from base 147 to 1316 and encodes 389 amino acids. The record is from RefSeq and is a predicted model, not a curated record. The transcript has 2 exons. Gene Ontology annotation, cellular component: nucleus. Gene Ontology annotation, biological process: regulation of transcription by RNA polymerase II. NCBI's taxonomy places the organism in Eukaryota, Metazoa, Chordata, Actinopteri, Cyprinodontiformes, Fundulidae. Gene Ontology annotation, molecular function: RNA polymerase II cis-regulatory region sequence-specific DNA binding; protein binding; DNA-binding transcription factor activity, RNA polymerase II-specific.
AUGCCUCGUUUCCUGCCGAGACGCACAGUCACAACAAGAGGAGGAAGAGGAAAAACGACAACUCUGGAUCUGGAUCGUCGUCGACUGCCUUGCGUGACAACACAGGGAUCGUCCAGGCUUUGGGUUGCUCCCGUUUGAUCUGCACCAUGUCUGAUUUACUGCGAUACAUCGACUACGACCACAAAGCCACCUUCCUGAAGAUGCUGAACCAGCAGAGGAUGGAGGGCGAGCACUGCGACGUGGUGGUGGUGGUGGAGAACAUCGAGUUCAGGGCGCACCGCUGCGUCCUCGCCGCCUGCAGCAACUACUUCAAGAAGCUCUUCAAGAAGCAGAGCGACGAGGACAACUCCAUCGUGGAACUCGACUUCAUCCGCUCGGACAUCUUCGAGGAGGUGCUCAACUACAUGUACACGGCCCGGCUGGCGGUGCGCAAGAAGGACAUCAACAUGAUGAUGUCGUCGGGCCAGAUCCUCGGCAUCAACUUCCUGGACAACCUGUGCACGCAGAAGCGGGAGCUGACCAACAUGAAGACCCGGGAGAACCAGGCGCCGGACGACCACGGCAUGAGGGCGCAGGACGCCAUCCUGAAGGAGCUGGCCAUGGAGGAGGUGAGGAAGAACAGCUUCUACGACCAGGGCAUGGACGCCAUAGGGCCCGGCGGCUCGCACGUCUCCCAGCCGCACAACUACAACACGGGCAUGAGCAAGGACCCCCACGCCCACGGCUGGGGCUCGUCCACGUCCGCCACCGACAUGAAGCUGGAGUACCUCCUGUACGGCCACCGCGACCACAACACCUGCCCGAGCGCCGGGGCCAAGUCCCUGGACCACAGCGCCAAGAAGGAGCGUCUGCUGACCGCCAACCGCCCGUACGGCUGCGAGCACUGCCCCAAAGCCUUCACCACCGCCGCCCACCUCAAGGAGCACCUGAAGAUCCACUCGGGCUUCAAGCCGCACCGCUGCGUGGUCUGCGGCAAGGCCUUCAUCCGGGGGCCCGACCUGAAGCGGCACGAGAGGGUCCACAGCAACGAGCGGCCCUUCGCCUGCCAGAUGUGCGAAAAGGCCUUCAAGCACAAGUCCCACCUGAAGGACCACGAGCGGCAGCACCGGGGCGAGCGGCCCUUCAACUGCGGCUCCUGCGACAAGGCCUUCAUCAAGGCGUCGGACCUGAAGCGCCACUGGAACACCAUGCACAGCGCCAACCCCCGCAGACAGAUGUCGCCCGCCGCCUCCCAGCACGCCCAGGGCGACGCCGCCGACCAGAGAGACUGGAAACUGGAGACCGGGCCACACUCGCACAACUCUGGGGACUGCUGAGCCCUCCAGCACGCGCACACACACACACACACACACACACCAACAUACAGGCGCAUCUCAAUAAAUUAGAACAUUGUUGAUAUGUCAUUUAAUCAAAAAAAAAAAACGAAUUCUCGUGUGUUGAAUAGACGCGUUACGCUCAGUGAUGCUUUCAGAUGUUAAUUUUGAGAAAUGUGGCUAACCCAGAAGUCGCUUCCCCACAAAAUGACAGCAAACAGAUGUUUAUCAGUUAUGUUACGCUAUAAGCUACAAGGCCACCGGGAAAACUGCUGACUUUUUUUUAUUUUUAUUUUUUUUUUACAAUUAUCCAGUCGCCUCCACAAAGAGGAUAAACCACAGAAGGUCACUGCUAACAAAGCUGGCUGUGUCCAGACAUAAGGAAAGUUAAGUGGAAG